AUGGUGAUAGCUAAUCCUCCGCAUGCCUCUGGUCUCUCUCUGAGCUCCUUCAGUGGAUCCUCAGUCUGCAAACAGGUGACCAUGGCGAACCCGAUCAGUCGCCUGAUGUCCGGCCGGAGCAGCGCGGUGAUGCUGGCCAGUGUGGGUCUGGCAGGUUUGGGUCUGGCCUCUGGAUAUAUACUCACAGAGACCAGAGUGACCGCAGCUGAGAGGAGGAGGAUGUUCCCGCCCAGCGCUGAUUACCCAGACCUCAGGAAGCACAACAACUGCAUGGCGUCGGCGCUGACCCCCGCGAUGUACGGACGUCUGCGGGACAAGGUCACCCCCAACAACUGGAGCCUGGACCAGUGCAUCCAGACCGGAGUGGACAACCCAGGCCACCCCUUCAUCAAGACCGUGGGCAUGGUGGCAGGAGAUGAGGAGAGCUACGAGGUGUUCGAAGAGCUCUUUGACCCGGUCAUUAAGGACAGACACAACGGCUACGAUCCUCAGACCAUGAAGCACCCCACGGACCUGGACGCAAGCAAGUUGACCUCAGGCAUGUUUGAUGAGCGGUACGUGCUGUCGUCCCGUGUCCGCACUGGCCGCAGUAUCCGUGGGCUGAGUCUGCCGCCGGCCUGCUCCCGCUCAGAGAGGCGCGAGGUGGAGCGUGUGGUGGUCACUGCUCUGUCUGGCCUCCAGGGAGAGCUCUCCGGACGCUACUACAGUCUGGGAGAGCUGAGCGAGAGCGAGCAGCAACAGCUCAUCAAUGAGCACUUCCUCUUUGACAAACCCGUGUCCCCUCUACUCACUGCAGCAGGCAUGGCCCGGGACUGGCCCGAUGCCCGCGGGAUAUGGCAUAACGAUGACAAGAACUUUUUGAUCUGGAUCAACGAGGAGGACCACACUCGGGUCAUCUCCAUGGAGAAAGGAGGCAACAUGAAGAGAGUGUUCGAGCGCUUCUGCAAAGGCCUGAAGCAGGUGGAGACUCUGAUCCAGGAGCGUGGCUGGGAGUUCAUGUGGAACGAGAGGCUGGGGUACAUCCUCACCUGUCCCUCCAAUCUGGGCACCGGUCUCAGGGCUGGAGUGCACAUCCGCCUGCCGAGGCUCAGCAAGGACGCUCGUUUCAAAAAGAUUCUUGAGAACUUGCGGCUGCAGAAGCGUGGCACCGGAGGCGUGGACACAGCGGCCACCGGAGACACGGUCGACAUCUCCAACCUGGACCGUCUGGGCCGCUCUGAGCUGAUGCAUGGACAGACCAGAGCCGCAGACAGAUCACAGGUGCAGACGGUGAUGGAUCCUACCGCCUGCUGUGAUCUCACAUGA
Knipowitschia caucasica is the source of this 1305-nucleotide messenger RNA. The record is from the annotation of a GenBank genome assembly. Lineage: Eukaryota; Metazoa; Chordata; Actinopteri; Gobiiformes; Gobiidae.